UUCCUCCCCGUGUCGUGGUCACAUGACUCGGACAAGAUGGCUGCUGUGACAGCAGAAAAUUUUGCCGCGCUGCAGAGCCUGCUGAAGGCCUCCUCGAAAGAUGUUGUCAGACAACUGUGCCAAGAGAGCUUUUCCAGUUCAGCCCUUGGCUCAAAAAAGCUCUUGGAUAUCACAUGUUCCAGCCUGUCUGUGACCCAGGAGGAGGCAGAGCAACUGCUCCAGGCUCUGCACCGCCUCACCAGGCUGGUGACCUUCCGUGACCUGUCCUCCGCUGAGGCGAUCCUGGCUCUCUUUCCUGAAAAUUUCCACCAAAACCUCAAAAACCUCCUGACCAAAAUCAUCCUGGAACAUGUAUCUUCCUGGAGAACAGAAGCCCAAGCAAAUCAGAUCUCCCUGCCACGCCUGGUGGAUCUGGAUUGGAGAGUGGACAUCAAAACCUCCUCAGAUAGCAUCAGCCGCAUGGCCGUCCCCACCUGCCUGCUCCAGAUGAAGAUCCAGGAGGACCCCUGUCUGUGCGGGGACAAACCCUCUGUGUCAGCAGUCACCGUGGAGCUGAGUAAGGAAACGCUGGACACCAUGUUAGACGGGCUGGGCCGCAUCCGAGACCAGCUUUCUGCCGUGGCCAACAAGUGACCCCAGCGUGCUGCCGGUCUGAAGCUCGGCAGCGAUGGGGAGCCUCCCAACCCCAGCUGCCCUUGCAGCAGCUGCAGCCAACAACAGAUGGCGUGUUUGGGGCCAGCAGGCGGCGCCCCCUGAAGGUGCAGUUGGAUUGGGAGGAAGAUGCCAUGCCCCCACGCUGUUCUCCUGGCCCGUUUUUUUUCUCUUUCUAAAGUCUGCAAUCAGAACCUCCAUCUUUGAAAGGCCCCUGUGUGCAAUUUAAUUACCGCUGAGGCUGGGUGAGGGAGCAUUUGCUUUGUCAGCUGCCUCUGCAUGGCUGAUUGGAAAAUCCAGGCCCAAAUUGUGGAGCAUGUCUAAUAAGUUCCUUUCCAGCAUCAGCUCUAAUUAGUUCAUUUCCAGCCCUGGAACCAUGGAGGGAAUCAGGUGGGUGAUGCCAACAGCUUCUGCUUCUCUGGCAGAGAAGCCAGGCAGACCCACAGAGCAGGGCCUGAGAUUGCGGCCCACCCCAGCCCUAAGUCCAUGGCCUUCUCUCAGCUCUCUCAGCCCUGCUGUACCUCCCAGUCAGUGUAGGAAGUCUGAAAUGGGUGCUGAUUCCCUACUUCGUGAAACGGGGGGGUGGGGGGGGGCUUCCUGGACACAGGGCAGCCCAGAGUAAAGUAAACAGGAGUGAUUGGAAAUAAAUAACAGUUCUAAAACCUUCAUAAUUCUGGUCACACUUCUUGAGCUUCUGUCUUUAACCUGAGUUGUGGCCUGAGCAGCACACCUCUCAUUUGUAAGAUGAUCCAGCUUCCUAAUUCCUAGCUAAUAAGCCCCUGACCAUGGAUAACCUUAAACCAGGCAUAUGACUCUUGCCACCUUCCAUGUGUUUGUCAUGAAGAGCAAAAGACAGCCAGGUUGACAGUCUGUGUAGCUGUCACCAGAGUGAUGGUGAAAGCAAGGCUCAGAGUUUAACCAACCAGUUCAUCUCUGUCACAUGCCUGAAAAGUCACAAGGACUCUGUGAAGACACUUCACCUCCCCGAUCCAGAUCACCCCAGUAGCAACAGCCCAGAGCUUACUCUCUGGAUGCUUUGUCUUAGCAGCUUCUGAGGUGGUGUGUGCAGAGGGGGUGGGGUGUAAGUAGAGGAAGUAGAGCCCCAGGUUCAGAGGAUGGGCUCUUGAGCCAGGCAGCCAGAGUUGGGAACCCGCUCUGUUUCCAGUGGUAGGUGCUGGAUUGUUAAGCAUCAAUUCUCUCCCACCUGGUUUUUUUUUAAUUAAAUGGGGAUAAUAAUAGUAUCUAUUCUAUAGGACUUUUGUGAAGAUUAAAUGGUACAAUGUACCUCAAAGCACUUAGCGAUGUUAUGGGAAAUGGGAAGGACUUGCUAAUGUCAGCUUUGAUUAUUAAGGAAGGUAGGAAGCUCUCUGCAUUCAUUGCUUCAUCCACUAUAGGAGGGUUGGUGUAACCAUAAGUGUCAUUAUCAACAAGGAAAUCAACUCGUGCAGGUUAAGUCACCUGCUGGUAAAUGGCCUCAUUAGGAUGUGGGCCCAGAUUUCUCUCGCUUUCUCCCUCCCACACAGGACUCUGCAAAGGAUGUGAAGCUCUGUGGCUUCAGCUUCCUUUGGAAAACCUUGGAGCUGAAGUAGAGAUGUGAGAACUAGCUUCUGUUUGCCUAGUGAGAUAGGAGGAAAGUCGAGAAAAGCAAAUUCCAAGCUUUGCCACUUUCUGAUAUCCUUUAUGCUAAAAUGGCAGUUCUUAACCCUUUGCGAAGCUGAUGAAAGCUCUGAUUCCUUUCUGUAGGAAAUGAACACCAGGAUCGUAUGUUAAGUUGCCCAGUCUGAUAGCCGAGGAAGUUUUAUCCCCCAGCCAUUCCAGACCUUGCUCGUUAGUAUUGCAAGUUGUUGCCCAAGUUGUUCCCUUCACUUAGAGGUGAGGCAGAGAAGCCCACUCUGGAGGCUUUCCCGAGUCCAGGGUUAACACAAAGUUAGCUCCUCAGACUUACCUUUAGAGCUCUUGACAUUUCCUCAACAGAAGACUGGUUCUCCAUGGAGAUUAGGGUUCCCUGGCACCAACCAGAAAAUACUAUUAGGACAGUUGUUAAAGUGACAAGGCACAGAAAGGAGAGCAAGAGAGAAGUUGUAUGAACGUCAACAUUGUGCAGGUAAAAGACAGUAUAGGAAUUGUCAGUAUUUGGAAGUCAACAAUGACAGUUCUCGUGAAUGUUCAGCUACUGAAAAACUUCUAAAAU
Messenger RNA from Talpa occidentalis (Iberian mole), 2842 nucleotides. RefSeq names its product COMM domain containing 9 (gene COMMD9). The record is from RefSeq and is a predicted model, not a curated record. Lineage: Eukaryota; Metazoa; Chordata; Mammalia; Eulipotyphla; Talpidae. The coding region runs from base 37 to 633 and encodes 198 amino acids. The transcript is spliced from 6 exons.